UAUUUCUCAGAUCUUAGUUAUACAUUUAUGAGGGAUACUACCCUAGUAUUGAUGAAAAACCUAUAAAAUCGGAAAUAAUAUUAUAUAAAAGAAAAACGAGAACAACACUACUACAUUCUGACAUUGGAUUAUACAUAUUGGAUAUAUAAGCAACGAUAUUAGCUUACAACAACAGAGCGUGUGACGUCACAGACAGACGACGCGUAUCAUGGAAACAAGAAUGUCAAAAGAAGCUCUCUUGCGCCAGGUACUGGACGCCGAAAUCAGCAUUCCUGAUGAUAAAACAAUCUACUCUUAUUUACUCGGAUAUCGACUUUUCCAAAGCGGAGACCAACUGUUGAAGGAAAUUCAGGUCCGACUUUGUGGCAAAGAAUCUCCCGAAGUUGAGCGCAGAUUCCAAAGGCGAAACCAAAGAUUAAACCCUCGAUCCAAAGGAGCUACGUGCAAUAAGUGCCAAAAGAAGCACGAAAACCCCAAAAUUAUAAGCAAGAGUACAAAUAAUAUGCUCGAAAAGAACAACCCUCCCCUCUACGUUGAGAUGUUUCGUACCAAUGUCAUGAUUCAAGCGACUGCUCGUCCUUUAGCAAAUAACCUUUCAACUUCAGAAUCGGACAAUUUAUCUCCCGCUUUGUCUUCAAGUUUAAGAUCUGAUGACAUGUUAGCGAAAUCGUCCGAUUUUGACGAUUAUUGCGACAUAGACGAUCUCGAAUUUACAGACAAUCGAAGAAACACCGCCCCACCGGCUUCAUUACAAGCCCUCCCUUCCCCACAUAAACUUGGACAAUACACUCAAAAAUCGCAGAGCAAAAAUCAACAAACUGGUACUGACUUUUCCACAAAUAAAUUGACCCCAGAUUUCAAAUCCACAGCAAGUUUGGGGAUUUUACUCGAAAAAUUACCCGAAACCAACAUCGACGAUGUACAAUGUGCUGAUGGUGUCGUUGCUUCCGGCGAAGAUACAAUAAGACGUAGAAAGAAAGGCAGAAGACGAACCACAAUCACCGAUUCCGAAUUCACUGUUCCCCAAGGUGACCAACCCACAAUCGAGCCCUUAAAAUCCGAAACAGACUCCGUCCACCACGACCGUAGAUCCGUGGCAUCUAGGGACUCCGGUAUUCUAUCCGGUCUCAUCGAUAACGAACUCGAUCUAGACUUUCAAAGCAAUAAUAAUAAUAACAACAAAGCCAAAAGUGCGGGCAAUACAACUGAAACAGUCGUCACAAAAAUGCAAAGUGAACACUCGAGCCAAAAUCACGAUGAUAGCGGAUUCAUACCGUCCAACGAUACUCUGGACCAACUCGCCAAAGACAUCGAAACACAGAUUUGUGAUCACUUAUGCGACGAAAACAUCGUUCCAAAUGACGCCGAAUCAAGGCAGUUACAUCUCUUGCACGUACUUCUCGUCUGGGUCCGCGAUUUCCCUUCUGAUUUCAGAACAACCAAGGCCCUUGGAACGUUAAAAAGUAUACUUGGGAGCUUGGAAAAAGGCAAAAAGGAUCUCAAAGACCACUGCAGCCAGGUUCUUGAUACCUUGAGUCGAUGCACGAAUGUGCAAAACACUUAUGAAAAGUAUCUGCUCGAUGCAGAAAAGAAAGACACCCUGAAAAAGUCCGAAGACUUCCACGCAAAUAAAGAGGACAUGAUCUCCAUGGUUACCGGAAUGAACGACGUAGGAGAUGCCUACAAGAUGGCUGAACAACUGUGCCUUAUCGAAAUGGAUCUUCUGAGUCAUCUCGGAGCGGAAGAAUUUUUACAAAUGUUCGACACCAAGAAAAACGAUUCUACGAAAACGAAUUUGGGGGCUUCUGUUGCUUGGUUUAACCGAUUAAGUCAUCUCGUCGCAACUUCAGUUUGUGUGUGUCGAAAGCCAAAGCACAGACGUCACGUGAUCUCUUUAUUCACCCGAGCUGCAUCAAGGUGUUACGAAUUAUCAAAUUUCAAUUCAGCAAUGGCUAUUCUAACCGGUCUCAGCUUGGGUGCAGUUUCAAGGCUAAAACGAACAUGGAACAAGGUGGAAAUCGAAGAAAUCGAACGCUUACAGAGCGUGUUCGACCCUAGCAACAACUUCCGUCGGUAUCGCACCAUGUUCAAUGAAAGAUGGGCGGCAAUGCGUAGUCAACAAUCUCCCGGAAGUGACGUCAAACCCCAACCAAUCCCAGAAAACCGAUAUUCAACUGUAUCACAACAUUCUGCGACAUCACGAUUAUCGGUCGCCUCUCUUACGUCACAACAUAGAGACUCCGGGAUCGAAUGCGAAAACGAAUCCGCAUCGACAUCAAAAUCGUCGCCAACUACGUCAUCAUCGACGUCAUCGUCACCUAAAAGCAGGUUCACUUUUGACGAUAUCACAUCAAGAACCGGAAUCGAAGAUGGUGUACUCGUACCGUUCUUGACGUUAAUGGUUAAAGACGUUUAUUUCCUCAACCACGCGACACCGACAGUCGAAAACGAUGGAACGAUAAAUUUUGAGAAACUUCGUCAUCUUGGUGAAAUAUUACAUCCGUUGGAAACGUGGAAGAACACUCCUUGUGUUUAUAAGAAGAACGAAGAGUUACAAGAAUUUCUUCUUCAUUCAACGAUAUUAAAAGAUUCAGAACUUUACAAUUUGUCUUACAAACGUGAACCACCCAAAAACAAGUUUGAAAAAUCACAACUAAAGACGAUACGAGCGGAAAUGGAAUACAGAAAACGCGGGAACAUGGUCAGGCGAAUGAUCGCUAGGAGAAAGACCAUGUAAACCUCAUUGAACUGAUGGCGUCAUAGAUAGAUGACGUCACACAUGGUUCUUAAAUCGAAGCUCUUGGAAGUUCUUCCGAGUGCGGAAUAGAGAGGAGGAGGCUGCCGCCGAAUACAAUCCACGAUUGUUAUUAUGCAUUCCCGCAUCAUUGUGACGCACAAUUACACUUGAUGCAGUAUUGUUACGCACAAUAUAACUUACAUGAACAUUCCGUUUGUUUUGUUGUUACAUAACAAAAGGCAUACUAGGACACCUAUGAGGUGGUCCGAUCAUUCCUGUUUAGUGUCAAUGUAUAGUACCUAGUACUCAACUCAGGGGGAAUAACCGUUAUAUUCCCCCCAAAUGAAAUGUACAAUAAUUAUUGUAUCUAAAAUAGAUGUGAUUUUGACAACUAUUGCCUUGGAUACUAUUAGAAAAACGUGAAAUUACUUGAAUUUGGUGGUUAUUGAUAGUCUUUUCACUGUUCUUCUAGUAGUAAAGGCAAUUGAAAUAUUAGUUCGUCCCAUGACAAUCAAACUAUGAGGAUUGUUGUUGUUAUGUUUGAUUUUGCAAGAGUGCCUUAUGUUGUUGUUUAUCUGAGAAUUUGUUUCACGUGUUUAAUUUUUUUCUUGCACUAGUGCGAAUUCCUUAGAAGGUGUUUCAAACCGCCUGAAAAAUCGCAAAAUUCAGUAGAAAAAUCAGUAGUUUCUAGUGUAAUCACUGUUGUAAUGUAUACAUUUGAUUCCCAGCUUAUAUAUAUAUAUAAAGGGAGAUAAUGGGAAAUAUAUAUAUAAUUUGAUUUGCCCAUAAAUAAUAAAUAAAUUAAAGAAACACGCGCCUGCGAUGCAUCUGAUCCCGUAUCAUUUUUGUGGAUGAAACAAUUGUUUUGUUCAUUUUCACAAAAUAACAAAUAUUCACAUCCUCGAGCGCGAAAUUUUUGACCAAACUGUGAAAAAUUGAAGUAGCAAAAACUGUGGCUUUAAAAAUCAUUUAAAACCAGUGAAAAAUUAUAAAAUUUAUCGUCAACCUUUUUUCAUUUUGUUUUUGUUUGAAAAAUAUUGUUCCUAUUGUUUCCAUUUUUGCCGAAUUUUUUCCGCGUAGAUUUUGUUUUCGAAAAUCUAUUUUUUGUACUUUAUUUUUUUGUUUAAUAUUAUAAAUAUUGACGCUUUAACUGCCCGCAAAUUAUAGUUUGUGCAAGAAAAACUUUGUUGAGUAUGCUCAAAUUGGCUGUGAUUUAGCUGAUCUAAAUUUGAUGUAUAUUUUACAAAGUAAUUGUACAAUAAUUUUGUCAAUGCUGUGUUGCGUUUCAAAUGCUCAUUAGAGGUUAUAUUGCAAAUUUUGCUUAUUUUUCGCAAAUAAAUGAAAAAGCUGAGAAAACUA
Messenger RNA from Styela clava, 4096 nucleotides. RefSeq lists its product as uncharacterized. Gene Ontology annotation, cellular component: plasma membrane. Gene Ontology annotation, molecular function: guanyl-nucleotide exchange factor activity. The record is from RefSeq and is a predicted model, not a curated record. NCBI's taxonomy places the organism in Eukaryota, Metazoa, Chordata, Ascidiacea, Stolidobranchia, Styelidae. Gene Ontology annotation, biological process: Ras protein signal transduction.